AGUGGCUCAGUCUGCGUUGACCUCAUGUAUGUUUCAGUACAAAUGCUGCACAGGCUGCGUGAACAAUGGUGAACCUCGGACACAAACAUUCGUGAUGGCGACUGUUUAUUUACUGUGAUGAGUAAGUAACCCGGUCACACGCUCCAUCGCCUGCAGUAUUUGUGAAUAUUCAACGGCGUGUGAACAUAGUGUAUCUCUUCUUUCCGACAUGUACACAUUUUCCCAGCAUGCCACUUACGAGCCGAGGCUACAAGUGCCCCAUGUCUUUGCUACAAGGAUAUCCGGCUUGUUCCUGGUGGCGUCCUGACACGUUCACACUACACAAUGCACCACCGUGUGCACCCGCUCCCCCAUCCCAUCCUCUUCCUUUCACUCCUCCCCUGAAGGUCGGCGGUGGUAAUAACAGCCAGUACUAACUUGCUUCCAUGGUCAUCACUGUACUGACCUGCAUGUACUGCUGUCAGGAGUAUGAGUUGAACUCCGGACACCCGCACUACUAACUGCGCAACACUGGUGAACCUUGACAUUGCGACAAGUAGUUUGACUGUCACGUUCGCUGGAGAGAAAGUUGUAAAUGAUAUUUAGCGACAAAAGCUUUUUGAAAACAGUGGAGCCACUUGAAUUUCCUGGAGUCGUUUGAAGGAAGUCGGCGUGCAGGCAGUCCUACUCACAACUCGCAGGCUACUAGAUGAGGAUCAACAGUUGAGACGUUGUCGGUCGGACUGCUGACCUCUGACCUGUACAGUGGCAGACAAAAGCAAGAGAGAUGGAAACUGGAGAGACCAUGGAUUUCUGCAGGCUACAGUUGUGUUCAACAAUUUUUCUUGUCCUCCUACUGACAUGGCUGCCAGAUGCAACUGCUGCUGAGGAUCCUUUUAGAUGUCAUGAACAAGGACCAUGCAGUCAAAACUGGCCAGGGGUUUCAGUAACCAGGAACUAUCGAGCAGGUCCCGGAUCAAUGGAUAUGAAUAACAAUGAAAACCUGACUUUUGUAGACUUCCAUGGUCGGAUGGGUGCACUAUGGCACUGUGCUGAAAAUUUUACAACUUUUCAAUGGUAUAAGUUGAUAAACAAUACUCAUGUGCCAUUUCCAUGGGGACGAGAAAGCGGAAUUGAACUUUGUGACAGCAAUCAGACCAUCAUUAUAAAAAGUCUGCAGAUGAGGGAUACAGGAACCUACAUAUAUAAAGCUAGCAAUGGAACAGCAGAUGUGUGGGGAUUUAUCAACUAUGAGGUUGCCUGCAAACCUGGAAGGAGUCAACUGAUCACGAAGGAACAACCAGAGCAGUACAUCACCCUGGGAGCUCAGAAAACGCUUCACUGUGCAGCAUACUUCGGAAACUGUGAUUAUUACGAUGGUGCUGUCAUGUGGUAUGUACAAACUUCACAUGGUCAACAACCUCUAAAGGCAAACACCACCAACCGCUUCAUCACAUGCAACACUGGUGGAUUCAACGGACAAUCUUGCAAUCUUACCUUUUCAAAAGUGUCAGAAGAUGACUUUGGAGUGAAAUAUAUCUGUCUUCUGAUCACACCAGAAGAGAGUUUAAGCUCGGAUAAUCAGUAUUCAGUCGUUUUUAUCAAACUAGACACUCUGAAAAAGUCAUGGCUGUUUAUUAUCAUUGGAACUGCCUUGGGCUGUGCAUUAGUCAGUGGGAUAAUGGUCUUUAUAGUGCGUCACCAUGGAGAACGUAUCAAAUUUUGGCUGAGACGGCAGCCAGAACGAAGAUAUUGGAAACAUGAUGUGGUUCUGAUUCAUGAUGAAGACCACGAAUGUCUCGUAGAGAAUUACAUCAAACCUCAGCUGACGAAAGAAGGAUAUCGCAUCUGUGUCAUGAGACCAGGACAUCCAGCCAUCUUGGAGCAAACCAGUGGCAUUGUCAGUGCAUACAGUGUUAUCUUCUCCUUCUCUCCACAUGAAAUCCAUGGUGCUGAUUCACAAAUACUGGCUGAGCUUGCUGCAAGUGCCAAGCAGAAACAUUCCCGGCGUAAUGUCGUUGUUAUUCGGAAAGAUGAAGAACAAGGCAUUGAUCACUCUCAAACCAGUUCAGCUGAGCAAAGACAGAUUCAGACAAGUGCAGGGUGUCAAAUAAAAAAUGCUUGGAAAGACUUGAAGCACUUGACAUGGCCCAAACUUGAAAUCAGUGAGGAAAGUGAUCAGCCAUUCCAUUCUAUACAACUAGACAAGUUCUGGAGUAGCCUCCAUAAACACCUACCCAGCUUUGGGACCAAUCAAUCUGUCAACAUGACUGUAGAAUCAAGUCAACGAGAGAUAAGGACUAGCUGCAGUUCAACCAACAGUCGGCGACAUCUGUUAUCCACCUGUAGUCAAGAGUCAACACAUUACAGUCACGAUCCAGAAGACUUCGGCACCUUCACAAAUGGAAUAAAAGGCAAAGAUUUUGAGGAGGAAAUUGAUUAUAACCAAAAAAUAACUUUAUUACAGACUACAAGCUUAACAUAUCCAAUAAAUAUGCCAUCUAAAAAGAGGUUUAGAGAAUACCAAAAUAUUUCUAAAAAUGUGCUGGACGAACCCUGUAAGCAAACUGAACCUGAGGAAAAAGAGGAUGAGGAAGACAGUACAGAAGAUGAACAAGAUGAAGAUGUUCAUGCUGCAGUAAAGGAUUACAGGAAUAGUACCCCAGAAACAGUUCAGGUAGUACACCCGUCAGUUAACCAGACACUCACUCCUUCACCAAGUACUUAUUCUUCAUUUUCUCCCCCAGGUGCCCAGGUCAUCUUAAGAAGAAUCCCAGAAGAUGGAACUGUUACACAGACUCCUGACUCAUCGUUUCCUAUAUUUUCAGACUUUCGCUGCUUGUACUCAGAACCACUGUCAGAGGAAUCUGUUGCAUCUGCACAAUGUCAUCAAGAUAGCACACUCUCAAGCCUGGAGAAUAGCUUUUCAUCUACAGGCACUGGCCAAGGAACUGCUUCCCAAUCGGUGUUUAAAUACAUACCAACACAACUUAUAGACAAUGCCUCAAAUCCCAGUCCUUUGAGUUCUAAGCUUGGCAACACACUCAAAUCACUUACAAACGCCAGACCAGCUGUCCUCUGGGACCAGAAGAUGUAUGCUCAUCCAACAUGAACUCUAGAAAAACGUUUCUCGACUGGACUGUAUCUCCAGAGAACAGAAUGCAAUAUGCCCAUGCUGUAUUGCCAUCAAAGUCAUGUAAUGAUUUUCCCAUCAUCCAACAGCUAGCAUCAUUACAUCCGUCUGUUGUUUAUGAAUAAAUAGUAAUAUGUUAUUGAGCUCGACAGGCACACACAUACAAACACAUACCAACACAUAUACACGCUGGGUGGGCCGCACCAUCGGAAUGUAUAACUGACCGUCCGGUGACCCUGUGGCCACGGCCGCUCCCAAAGAGAGAUGAUGGUGGCUGCCUGGCAACAGAGGAUAAGGCCUGGGGAAGCUUCUAGAAAAUUUACCCGUGAUGAGUAUUAGAGGGUAGGGUGGCAGGGAAAAGAGGAUCGGGGGUGACGCUAGUAUGUUUGCAAGUUACUCGAUCCGGUUUCCUCCCACUCCUUUUCCUCCAUAAUUAAAAAUCACUUUAGGAUGAAUUGAAAGCAUUUUUCUGCUAAAACCAACAAGCGAUGAUUUGGAGAAUGCAAGUCCAGUGGAAAAAGUGAGAGACUAUAAUGUAACCACCCCCUCCUCCACAUGCCCUGUUACAAGCUAUACACUAAUUAUUACUGUUAUUCUUAUAUUUAAGUGUUAACAUAUUUUUGACUAACCCGUAUUCCUAAAGUAAUCCGGUUUUCAGUUAUGAGAACUAUACAGUGGCGUAGGAACCAGGGGGGCAGCGGGGGCAGCCGCCCCCCCAAGGAAAAUACAGGGGGGGCAGGAAUAUCCUUUUGCCCCCCCAAUAUUUGAGACGUAAUUCUCAC
Messenger RNA from Pomacea canaliculata, 3894 nucleotides. RefSeq lists its product as uncharacterized. The transcript has 10 exons. Gene Ontology annotation, biological process: signal transduction. The record is from RefSeq and is a predicted model, not a curated record. Lineage: Eukaryota; Metazoa; Mollusca; Gastropoda; Architaenioglossa; Ampullariidae. Bases 767 to 3091 code for a protein of 774 amino acids.